GGAAAAAAAAAAAUCAAGUGUAUUGAUAUUCAAAGAAAUGAGCCAAUAGAACGGGGCCAUCAGGGAGCAGCAGCCAAUCGGCAGCUAGGAGGCACUGCCUGCGCUUUGCAUAAAGCAAUAUUUUGUGUGUGCGGCAAAGUCUGCCGUUUGCAUGUACAGACUGAUUAGUGGGUUUGAAAGGCAAGGCCAUUCUCAGCCUCAUUUCCCGCUCUGGGGAAGGAGCAGGGAGGAAGUGUUUGUGCAGGAGGAUGAUGACAGGGGUCAGUCUCUGCUAAUGGGCCAGUAAAGAAGAUUGGAGGCGAGGCACAGGGAGCAGACACACACACACACACACUAAUACUCUCCAACCAUCACCAAUCAGCCAAGGUGUGUGCACUGUGUAGCCGGGCUCUCUCCACUCCCAUACACUCUGCUGCUCCCCCACUGACAGCCCAUCUUAUUGUCAGUCUCUGUCUCCUUCCCAGGAUCCAGACACCCAGCCUCCCUGGGAGAAACUGCCAUUUCUUUGCCUUUUCUGCCCACUGGAAGGGAAGGGGGGAAUCAGCUCUGCAGAUCAGACUCUCCCCCGGCAGCUGCACAGAGGAUCUAGCGAAGAAGGGAUGCACCAAGUAGUCCUAGGGGGAAAUCACUAGGCGCACAUCGACAGAUGCUGGGAAUUACACAGGCCCUUGGAAGAGAAGCAGAAAAGCUAUCCAGAAUCCCAUCCAUAAACCACGUGGGACCCGGCGGCGACUCAGAGAUGCAGAACAGUCACAGCGGAGUCAAUCAACUCGGGGGAGUGUUUGUGAACGGCCGACCCCUGCCCGACUCCACCAGGCAGAAGAUCGUGGAACUGGCGCACAGCGGCGCACGUCCCUGCGACAUUUCUCGGAUUCUGCAGAGCCAUGCAGAUGCAAAAGUCCCAGUGCUGGAUAGUCAAAACGUGUCCAACGGCUGUGUGAGUAAGAUCUUAGGGAGAUAUUACGAGACUGGAUCGAUCCGACCCAGAGCAAUCGGUGGCAGCAAACCCAGAGUAGCCACCCCAGAAGUGGUUAGCAAGAUAGCCCAGUAUAAAAGAGAGUGCCCUUCCAUCUUUGCAUGGGAAAUCCGAGACAGGUUGCUAUCUGAGGGAGUCUGUACCAACGACAAUAUCCCCAGUGUGUCAUCAAUAAACCGAGUGCUGCGCAACCUGGCGAGCGAAAAGCAACAGAUGGGCGCCGAUGGCAUGUACGACAAGCUCAGGAUGCUGAAUGGGCAAACUGGGACCUGGGGGACCCGGCCAGGGUGGUACCCCGGCACCUCGGUACCUGGCCAGCCAGCACAGGACGGGUGUCAGCCGCAAGAAGGAGGAGGAGGAGGAGAAAACACAAACUCAAUCAGCUCCAAUGGCGAAGACUCAGACGAGGCCCAAAUGAGGCUUCAGCUGAAGAGAAAAUUACAAAGGAACAGAACAUCUUUUACCCAGGAACAAAUAGAGGCCCUAGAAAAAGAAUUUGAACGAACACAUUACCCCGACGUGUUUGCCAGGGAAAGAUUAGCUGCCAAAAUCGACCUGCCAGAAGCAAGAAUACAGGUAUGGUUCUCCAACAGAAGAGCAAAAUGGAGAAGGGAGGAAAAACUUCGAAACCAGAGAAGGCAGGCCAGUAACACACCCAGCCACAUUCCCAUUAGCAGUAGUUUCAGUACGAGCGUCUACCAGCCAAUCCCACAGCCUACCACACCAGUGUCCUCUUUCACAUCGGGUUCCAUGCUGGGCAGAACGGACACAGCAUUGACAAACUCCUACAGUGCGCUGCCACCUAUGCCUAGUUUUACAAUGGGCAACAACCUACCUAUGCAACCCCCUGUACCCAGCCAGACAUCCUCCUACUCAUGCAUGCUGCCCACAAGUCCAUCUGUGAAUGGGCGGAGCUAUGACACAUACACACCUCCCCACAUGCAGACACAUAUGAACAGCCAGCCAAUGGGCACAUCUGGCACCGCCUCUACAGGUCUCAUUUCCCCUGGAGUGUCAGUCCCAGUUCAAGUACCCGGCAGUGAACCUGACAUGUCUCAGUACUGGCCAAGACUACAGUAAAAACCGUGUUAAUUUAACCAAUGACUUUAUGGAAAACAGUUGGAUGUUCAGCAGUAUUUUAUAAAGACGGACAGACUGGCAAACAAAGGACUUGUUCACGCCGAUGUGCGUCAGAUACGUGGACUGUUGGAAGGACUGCAUCAUGGACUUUUUGCACAUGGAAGGCGUUAUAUCAGUUGGAACAAAUCUUCAUUUUGAUAUCCAAACUUUUAUCCAUUUGAUGUACUAUUUGUAAAUUGACAUUUGUAUGUUAUGAUGAAUAGAACAACGCGGACUGCAUAGAUGGAUCUACCCCCCCAUUGGUCAUGAAACAGAAUUUUUUUUCCAAUAAGGAACCCAUGAUCAAGCCAAGAAUUUAAAGAGAUAGCCAAGAGAUAUCAAUUCCUUCUACAAUUUUUCUUUUUUGGUACAUGGAUCAACGUUCCAUGUUUGUAUCAACCCCUUUGGUCGGGACCUUUAACCACCACCCCCUCCUAAAUCUUUCCUUGGUACCCCCCGCCCCCAAAAAAGUCGACCCUACUUUACAAAAACAUUAAAAUAAGACAAAGAAGAAAACCACGAAGAGAGACGUUUGGUAGAUGAAAGGUAGAUUGUGUCUUCGAUAUAAUCCAAUUUGUUUUAUGUCGAGAAAUGUAUGUUUUUGUCUUCCCUAGAAAUCUCCCAGAACGAUUUCUAUAAUAAAGUUCAUUUCAUUUUUAUCUGACGAGGAUAUUGUAUAGAUGUUUUAUACACAUUUUCAUGCAUCGCUCAUUUCUUUUUCGGUCAGCGAAUCGUUUAAUUGUUCCUAGAUAGUUGUACGAUAUGUUCACGGUCCAAUCAUCCUUGUGCAUAGAGCUCAUCCCUUAUACCGAUUAAAGUGCUUGCGAGAGUUUUCAUCUUAAGUGUUUUCAAGUUGUUUACAGCGACAUAUCGAGAUUAACCAUUGUUGAUUGUAAAAAAAAAAAAAAAAGACAAAAACCAUACCAAAGCCUUUGUAUCUCCUUUAUUAUAUUAUUUCAUUUUAA
Xenopus tropicalis (tropical clawed frog) is the source of this 3060-nucleotide messenger RNA. RefSeq names its product paired box 6 (gene pax6). The transcript is spliced from 13 exons. Gene Ontology annotation, molecular function: DNA binding; RNA polymerase II cis-regulatory region sequence-specific DNA binding; DNA-binding transcription factor activity, RNA polymerase II-specific. NCBI's taxonomy places the organism in Eukaryota, Metazoa, Chordata, Amphibia, Anura, Pipidae. Gene Ontology annotation, cellular component: chromatin; nucleus. The coding region runs from base 647 to 2056 and encodes 469 amino acids. The record is from RefSeq and is a predicted model, not a curated record. Gene Ontology annotation, biological process: regulation of DNA-templated transcription; central nervous system development; DNA-templated transcription.